UUUGUUGCUUGGGGUUUCCCUAUCUGGGCGGACACGGUUUGUGGGCAAAACAAACAAGUCCCUUUUUUUCCUUUAGUUAUCAUUAAUUUACUCUAAGUAAAUAGAGAUAUGAUCUUUAAAUCGCAAAAAGGAACUAUUUGCUUGUUGAUUAACAACACAUUCCCGGAAUAUGUUUAUUUUUAGUAUUUGCAGCUAACCUUAGAUCGCCUAUGUGGGAAGCUCGUCACGUAACAACAGUAAGCCCGUAUUAACCACCUUACUUAAUAUCAUUAUUUCAUGUCAGUUUAACAGGUCAGCACUACGUUGGAGCUGCAACCUUUUGGUUAACAUUGCAUUACGACAUUAAAAUGACGUGUGCAGACAGAUCCAGCGCGGGUGUUGCAAUAGAGGUAAUAAUGUACAAUGUAGCAACGCUGCUUUGUUUUCAGGAAGUGGAGUCAUGAAUGGCCUAAAGCGCCAGUUGAAUACAUUUGCUAGCAAUAAGUCACCUCCUGUCAGACUUGUAUCUUUUUAAUCCCAAAAUGCCUGGAAUGGUGGUAUUUGCUCGUCGCUGGGGCAUCGCCAGUGAUGACCUCGUUUUCCCUGGCUCUUUCGAACUGUUGGUCCGUGUGGUCUGGUGGAUUGGCACCAUGAUCCUGUACACCUACCACAAAGGUCAAUUUGAUUGCAACGGCAAAGGUGUCCUUCACAUCUACCUGAUUGGACUGUUGGUGGUGCUGGCACUCAUCAUCCUGUCGCUAUGUGCCAUUGUAUAUGUCAGUGCUCAAGGUACCAUUACAAACCCUGGGGCACGGCGCUCCAUGCCUGCGUUGGUGUACCUGCGAGCUAUCUUGUACCUCCCUGAGCUUGUGUGGGCCUGUCUGGGAGCUGUUUGGGUGUCCGAUGAUGGCAAAGGCUGUGACCCAGCCACCGUGGGCGCUGUCAUCGCAGCUGUGGUUGCCAGUUGGAUCAUACUCCUCUUCACCGCUCUGGGCGUCGUCUUCGUCUUUGACCCGAUGGGCAAUCCCCGUCCGCCGCCUGCUGCCAUGGAGCCACUGGGGGUGCGACAUUUGGAGAGCAGCGGGGGAACUCAGUUCCUCUCCACAGCCCGCUCCAUCGCAGUGAAGGUGUGGGAGAGCAGGCUUCGACUGCUGUGUUGUUGCUUGCCGCAGGACGAAAGCCACAGAGCGGCCUUUUCCAGCAUUUCACAGCUCGUCAGUGGAUUCUUCUCAGACACAGACCUGGUUCCCAGUGACAUUGCCGCCGGUUUGGCUCUGCUGCAUCAGGAACAGGACAAGAUGGAGCGGAGCAGGGACCCUGAUGUCACUGUGGCUCACAGUCCAUCCUCUCCCAUUGGAGAAGAUUUGGAGGCAGAGUUGGAGAAAGCCGCCCACUGUAUGCAGUUUGCUGCUGCAGCCUAUGGUUGGCCUUUGUACAUUUACUCCAACCUUCUUACUGGGCCCUGCAAACUCAGCGGAGACUGCUGUAAGAGUCGUGCAGCUGAGUAUGACAUUGUUGGGGGAGACCACCUUGGAUGCCACUUUUCCUCCAUCCUGCAAAGCACCGGAUUGCAAUACAGAGACUUCAUUUAUGUCAGCUUCCACAAUCAGAUAUAUGAGAUCCCCUUUUUUGUGGCUCUGGAUCAUAAGCGGGAGGCCAUUUUAGUGGCUGUCAGAGGAACACUGUCACUGAAGGACGUCCUGACAGACCUUUCGGCUGAAUGUGAGAACCUACCCAUAGACGGCGUGACUGGAGCCUGCUACGCUCACAAGGGCAUCAGCCAGGCUGCAUCUUACAUCUACAAAAAGCUGGUCAACGAUGGAAUCUUGAACCAAGCUUUUACCAUUGCACCAGAGUACAGGCUGGUAAUCACUGGUCACAGUCUGGGUGCAGGUGCAGCAGCAGUGCUAGCCAUUCAGUUGCGCAACUCCUUCCCCACCCUGAAGUGCUAUGCCUUUUCUCCACCAGGGGGACUCCUAAGCAAAGCCUUAACUGAUUACUCCAAGGAUUUUGUGGUCUCAGUCGUUCUGGGUAAAGACCUGGUUCCACGACUCAGUCUUCCCAAUAUGGAGGAUCUAAAGCGAAAAAUUCUCAAGAUAGUCUCACAUUGCAAUAAACCCAAAUAUCGUAUCCUGCUGAAGGGAUGCUGGUAUGAAGUGUUUGGAGGAGACCCGGAUGACUUCCCUUCCGAGAUGGAGAACAGAAGGGAGCAGGAGCUCAGUCAGCCACUGCUUGGCGAGGAAUCACUUUUGAUUCGCCAUUCGUCGUCCUAUCACAGCUUGGCCUCGGACGACUCGCCCGUCCACACUGUGACACACUUACCUCUCUUCCUGCCCGGGCGUGUUCUGCAUAUCCUAGAAGAUGGGCCAACACGCAGAUCCUGUAUAUCCCAGGUUCGAUACCGGGCUGAGUGGUCCAAUGAAAUGGCUUUCCGCAGUAUUUUAAUCAGUCCAAGGAUGCUUUCGGAUCACAUGCCUGACGCUGUACUGCGAGCUCUCAACAGUCUGACCAGCGACAAGCCCUACUCCCUUUGCCCGUCGUCUUCAAACAACAGCCAGCACAACGUUGUCUGAAUGUACCACACACACAUGCACACACACACACGCACACGCACGCACACACAAACACGCAAACUCACAAAAAGGCCUGUCCCUGCUUCCAGACUUGACUGAAUAUUUAACCCCAUUCAUUUUGUAACAAUAUUUUUUAUAUGCUCAUGUUAUUUUUGCCCUAUCAUUCUAUUCAUAGGCCUCUUUUUGGACCCUGUAUACCCUGCUGAACUUUGGAAACUCCAUUGUAGUUGGUGCAACCAACCACAUUGGGUAAAUUUUUUAUGUUGCACUUUUAAUGAUUUGAUUUAGAUUUCCAUGUCUUGUGUUGCUCUGUGAGUCUGACUCGUAAAUGGCAUGUUUUUCAACUGUGCAUCGUGUACAAAUUUGACUGUGUAUUCAUGUAUGUUUGUGUGUAGUGUAUUGCUGCUGGAGGCUGCCCUCCCUCGCCCCCUCUUUGCUAACUUAAAGUGACUUGACUUCCUUGUUGGUAGAGAAUGAUCAUUCAUGGAUGGCAAGGUAAUAGGCGUAUGUUUGAAAAUGUGUCUUUGUACAGAAAUCGUGAUUCGUGCUGUCCUGUUUAAGGUGAACAGUGCCUAAGCAGCGUUAUGGGAUUGUUUCCAAAGACAAAAGGCGAUGUUGGUUCAAAAAGUGAGUUGAGGGACAGACAGGAGGAAUUGUAUUAAAUAGUCUGCAAAACUGA
Messenger RNA from Nerophis lumbriciformis (worm pipefish), 3231 nucleotides. It is a transcript of the gene daglb, whose product is annotated as diacylglycerol lipase, beta. The record is from RefSeq and is a predicted model, not a curated record. Gene Ontology annotation, molecular function: triacylglycerol lipase activity. Lineage: Eukaryota; Metazoa; Chordata; Actinopteri; Syngnathiformes; Syngnathidae. Gene Ontology annotation, biological process: diacylglycerol catabolic process; arachidonate metabolic process; neurogenesis. Gene Ontology annotation, cellular component: plasma membrane; cytoplasm.